This is a messenger RNA of Nyctereutes procyonoides (raccoon dog), 2129 nucleotides long. RefSeq names its product spindle and kinetochore associated complex subunit 1 (gene SKA1). Gene Ontology annotation, molecular function: microtubule binding. Bases 140 to 913 code for a protein of 257 amino acids. Gene Ontology annotation, cellular component: outer kinetochore; spindle microtubule; mitotic spindle. Gene Ontology annotation, biological process: chromosome segregation; cell division; mitotic cell cycle. NCBI's taxonomy places the organism in Eukaryota, Metazoa, Chordata, Mammalia, Carnivora, Canidae. The transcript has 7 exons. The record is from RefSeq and is a predicted model, not a curated record.
GCGCGGAGCCCGCGUUCCGGGAGCGCCGAGGUGCGCCUGCGCGGCGCCGCGUCCGGGCGGGCGCUUGGAAUCUGGCUGCGGGAGUGGCGCGUCGCGAUCCUCGGCUUUCCAGGUGUGUCUUUCUUCACAGGCUGAAGUCAUGGCGUCGUCAGACCUGGAACAGUUGUGCUCUUACAUCAGCGAGAAGAUCGGCAACGUCAAGAGAAUGUUGUCGCUGAGAAGCUGUGGUCAGGAACCUACCUUGAAGACUAUGUUAGAUAAAAUAGGAGAUGAGAUCAUCGUAGUAAAUGAACUUCUAAAUAAAUUGGAAUCGGAGAUUCAGUAUCAAGAGCAAACCAACCAUUCACUCAAGGAACUCUGUGAAUCUCUUGAAGAGGAUUAUGAAGAUGUGGAACAUCUCAAGGAAAACAUUCCUCCCCAUUUACCUCAAAUAACAGUCAGCCAGAACCAGAACCUAGCUAAUGUGUCAGACCUUGACCCUGAAGAACCAGUCAAAGUUGAGGAACCUGCACCCACAAAGAAGCCCCCCAAAGAACAAAGAAGUAUUAAAGAAAUGCCAUUUAUAACUUCUGAUGAAUUUAAUGGCAUUCCAGCGUACAUGAAAUCCCGCUUAACCUAUUGUCAAAUUAAUGAUGUUGUUAAAGAAAUCAACAAGGCAGUAGUUAGUAAAUACAAGAUUCUACAUCAACCAAAAAAGUCUAUGAGUUCCGUGGCCAGAAAUCUUUAUCACAGAUUUAUUGACGAAGAAACAAAGGAUACCAAAGGUCAAUAUUUCAUAGUGGAAGCUGAUAUAAAAGAGUUCACAGCUUUGAAAGCCGACAAGCGGUUUCAUGUGAUACUGAAUAUCUUACGACAUUGCCGGAGGCUUUCAGAGAUCCGAGGGGGCGGCCUCACCAGAUACGUUAUAACCUGAAGUCUUAUGGUCUGGCCAACUAUAGGGUAUAGAGGCCACUCCUGGAGCUGCCUUGUAUGUAAUUUCUUUAUAUAUGAUUUCUUUGGCUUUUUUUUUUAAUAUAGUUUCCUAUAAAAAUAAAACUUUUUAGUAAAUAAAGCAGAUAUAUUUUAAAAUUCACUUAUCUUUCAGCACCUAUUUAACCCCCUACCAGAGGAGCCUCUGUGCUAGGUAUAUAAUGAUGAAUGAAAUGAAAGAGAUGAUAAAAUAACAUUGUAAGUAGUUUGAUAGUUGUCCUGGAAAAUGGAGGGGGGGGGGGUUGGAUUGCAAGAAUUUAGGAUGUUUCUCUCCGCACUUAGAGGGAGUACCUGGCUAUAUGUGUUUUAGUCCUUGUUCUCCAGAGAUGCAAAACCAAUAGGAGAUACACACAGAGGGGCAUGAUGGCAGAUUGGUCCAUGUGAUCACAGAGGCUGAGAAGUGCCCCAACCUGCCGUCUGCAAGCUGGAGACCCAGAAAAGCCCAUGUGUAAUUCAGUCCUAGUCUGAAGGCCUGAGAACCAGGGAAGAUGAGAUGUGACGGCUCCAGCAGUGAGGCAGGAAGAAACAAAGUGAGUUCUUCCCUCCACUUUUGAUUGUAUUCAGGUCACUCACAGAUUGGAUGAUGCCCACCUGUACUGGGGACAGCAGUCUGCUGAGUCCAAACAGCCUUACAGAUGCGUCCAGAAAUAAGGUGUAAUGUGGCACCCCAUGGCCAGUCAGGCAGGUUGACAUGGAAAGCUGACCACCACCGUCUGUGCUAUCUGCUGGGCAGGUUGAUCCUUGUAGCAGAGGGAAAAAUCCUGUCCUAGGCCCGGUGGCCUGGUUCCUACUGUCACUGUGAUAACUGUGUUAUAGGCACGACAUAGUGUUAUCCUUUCUUCCUAAUUUAAAUGUAGGUGUGUUUAGUAUUUCAUGUCUUUCUUCAUUUGAAAACAAUGGCAUUAUCCCUUUACUUUGCAGUUUUAAGUCUUGCUUGAUUUUUCUUUGUAAAAAAAAAAACACUUUAUCUGCUUGAACUAUUUCUUCCUAAAACUCAUAGUGAACAACUGUGGCAAUAAAUGUGUCUAAUUCUUGUAGAAUGGGUACCGAGGUGAGCAAUUAGUCCCUAAUCAUGAGCAUGUAAUUUGUUACAUUAAUCUGGGCUUACAUUGGUAGACUUGUGUUCAUCAAAGAGUAAUAAAGACAGUUUUCAAGCAAAA